AUACAUUUCCGAAAUCAACCAAAUAUAAUUUCCAUUGUGUAGUCGAAGUUUUUCUCCUUAAUUCCAAACAUUUAUCUCACUGCAGGCAACUUGUGUUGUGUCUCUUGAUCUCCUCUCACCUCACUCUCUAACGUGUGAAGAACUUCAGCCAUAGCUAGACUCAAGUGAGAUUGAAAGCUCUCGCACUUCUAGGGAAGUUUUUGAAUUGGAGAAUGAUGACGAACAAUGAUUCAACAUUUUGUGGGCCUGAGACAGACAAUGAUUUAACAUUUUUUGGGCCUGAGAGGGACAAUGAUUCAACAAUUUGUAGGCCUUAUCAGGCAGCCCUGGAGGAGGAGUGGGAUGACCUGAAAAACUUCUUCAAAAAAGAAAAUGCUUUUGCUUUGUCAUCUAUUCUAUCGGCCGCCGGGGACACUGCAUUUCACUUGGCAGUUUUCAGCAACAAGGAACAGCCGCUUGAACAUUUACUUGAUGUUAGCAAAGAAGACCCUAUUGCAAUGUAUGCAUAUUUGGAAAAGAAUAAGUACGGAAACACAGCUCUUCAUGAGGCUGCCGCUAUUGGGAACGUUAAGGCCGUAAAGCUCUUGGUGGAACACGAUAAGAGACUCGUGGACGGAAAUACUGAGUUCCUUGAGGAUAGGAAUGAGGAAGGCGAAACCCCGAUGUUUAAAGCUGCUGCAUAUGGUAGAACAAAAGUAGUGAAGUUUUUAGCUUCAGAGUCAUUUGAACAACUGAUCAAAAAAACAGAAUAUAAAAUUACAGAAACGGGGGAAGGGAAAAAAGAAGAAUAUACAAAGUUGAAAGGCAUUCACCGCCAAAUAAUAACCCGCAUUAAGGCUAAACCUGAACCUUCCAAACCGCCUACACCCCUAGAAACCAUAGAAGUGCAUGGAGCCUCCAUUCUGCACGUUGCCAUCCAAGGAGAGUACUUUGAAACGGCUCUACUGUUACUGAAACUGGAUAAAGGCUUGGCAACAUUGAAGGGCGAAAAUGGCAGGACCAAUCUUCACCUGCUAGCCACUAUACCCUCUGCUUUCAAAAGUGGAUACCGAAUGGCCACACUGAUCAGUAGAGUCCUCUACUUCUGUCUUCCGAUUGAUGAUCGUAUAGAUGAUGAAAAGGGGAAUUGUUUUAAUCUCUUCAAAGGUCUUCAUUUUGGUGAUAAUGUAGAUGACAAAGAAUUAUGUUGUUUAAAUCUCUUUAAAGGGUGGUGGAUACUAGGAAAAAUUUGUUCACCAGCGAGAAAAAUCUGUGAAGCAAAGAGAAAGCAUAAACUUGCUUUUAGACUUGCCAAGAGCCUAAUAGCAGUAGAUGAUUCGUGGAUUGAAGAUGUCAUCCCAACAAUUUCAUCACCUGAUUCUUAUGAACAAGGAAAUAUUCGAGCUAGAGCACCGAUUGAAGAAGAUUCUAAGCCAAGCCCUUUAUUUAUGGCAACUGAAAGAGGAAUAAUAAAGAUUGUCAAAGAGAUACUUAAAUUCUAUCCCCAAUUAGUUGAGUCUGAGAAUGAUCUAAAGCAAAACAUAUUGCAUGUGGCCAUUAAGCACCGUCAAAAGAAGAUAUUUGAUCAUGUGAAAAGGAUGAAGAUACCAAUGACAAGGUUAGUCCGAGGGAUUGACAGAAAUGGCUACACCAUUUUACACCAUGCUGCAUACACGAGUGAUGACACUAGAGAAAUUCACCCUGCAGGACCUGUAUACGAACUGCAAGAAGAGCUAAAGUGGUACAAACGUGCGGAGAAGGUGACGCCCCCCCACUACCUCAUGUUGCCUGAUUCAGAGGAUAAAAUGACUUGCGAAGAACUCUUCAAUAUGAAGCAUAAUGACCUACUGAAGCGAGCACGACAAUGGAUAAAAGAGACUUCUCAGUCUUGCUCUGCAGUGGCUGUUCUUGUUGCCACCGUCGUCUUCGCAGCUGCCUACACAGUACCUGGAGGUUCCAAUGAUAAAGGGUAUCCAGUUUUUCUCAACAACAAAUUCUUCAUGUUUUUUACAGUCAUGGACGUGGUUGCUUUAGCCUGCUCCUUGACCUCGGUGGUCAUGUUCUUGUCUGUCCUCACAUCACCUUUUAAUUACGAAGAAUUCCUUCACGCUCUCCCUCGAAAACUGACAAUAGGCUUUUCCUUACUCUUCAUUGCCUUGACUACAACAAUGCUUGCAUUCGCAGCAACAUUAUUGCUUAUCGUUCGUUUCCAAAAGCCACGUUGGACCACCACUAUCAUUUACACUGCUGCAUUUCUUCCGGUCAGCAUAUUUGCACUCACGCAAUUCCCUAUGUAUGUCGCAUUUAAGGUGACGUUGCUCAAAUUUUACAAGUGGAUUAAGAAGGCUCUUCCUCGUAAAUGGUUUAAGAAGCAGAUUGCAACAAGGUUUCAAGUUUGUUCCAAGCGGGUUGCAAACAAGUUUCAAUUUUGUACGAAGCAGCAGCUUCAGAUAAAUGGGGUGUCAUCUAAGAAGAAUGAUGAUGAUCGUUGGCCUAGACUCCCAGUAUGACGGAUUUAUAUAUGUUGCUCGAAAUGCUAAAGGAGGCUGUAGAUCACCGAUGCAAGAGACUUCUAUUGGAUAUUAAUUAAAGGGUAGAAUAGUUCUGUUCUCCGACUGAUUAAUAUUAAUUAAUGGUGUGCGUGUAACAGUGUGUUCAAGGCAUGCAGUUUAGCAAGUCAACUUGCUUUUAGUCUAUUGUUAAGCUAGCAUUUGACGGGUCAGCAAGCUGUUAGUAGUUGGCUAAUUGUUAAAAUAUCAAACUCAGCUGAAGCUUCUAAAACUGCGUUUAUAAUGUAUAUACCAUGAGUA
Molecule: messenger RNA, 2789 nt
Organism: Pistacia vera
Lineage: Eukaryota; Viridiplantae; Streptophyta; Magnoliopsida; Sapindales; Anacardiaceae
Exons: 7
Coding region: 213-2489 (758 amino acids)
Molecular function (GO): protein binding
Source: RefSeq, a predicted model, not a curated record